AUGCCCGCAUCGCCAUCUAGCUCCACGCAUUCCCCCACGGAUGGCGACUCUGCCCCGCCAUCUCCAACGACGACGAUGACAUCCGCGCAAUCCGACGCAGAAACAGCGACGCAGGAGCAUAUUGUGCCUGAUAACUCGCUAGACGAUAUUUUCGGUUCCUCGCCGCCCGGGGAAAGUCAUGGUAGUGAUGCACGACAGCAAAACAAUACAACAGAAUCGACGACUGCUGCUGAACCAUCUGAUCUGCCCUCGCUCCGUCGUCAGCAUGUUACUGCCGGGUAUCGCGAUGGGGUAUCCGCUGCAAAGGGGCAAUUUGUUCAGGAUGGGUUCGAUGCUGGGUUUCCUGUGGGAGCGCAGUUAGGUAUGAGGGUAGGAACGGUGUUGGGGAUACUCGAAGGGGUGCUGCGAGGAUUAGAGACGCGCGCGUCGUCGUCUGGACCGGUGAAGAAGCCUGCACGCAGCAGCGCUGGGAAACAGGUCUCUGAGGAAAGUGAAGAAGAGAAAGAGGCGCGCAAGAAGAAGAUAGAGCAGGCUAAGAGGAUCUACAUGACUGCAGUCAAGGAACUCAGCGUGCAGGCUGUCUUUGGAGGACUCCAGGCAGAUGAAGGCCGAGAAGGAGGUGAGAAGGAGAAGCCAGAGACCCGACUUGCAAAGAAAGGUGACUCGGUUGUUUCGAAGUGGGAGAAGAGAGUCAUGGUCCCGAAUUGGGAGGAAAAUCUCGAGUCUCUGGAGAUGGAGGAAGAAGAGGUCCGCGGAGAGCAGAGUUGA
This is a messenger RNA of Paecilomyces variotii, 768 nucleotides long. RefSeq names its product putative essential protein Yae1. The record is from RefSeq and is a predicted model, not a curated record. NCBI's taxonomy places the organism in Eukaryota, Fungi, Ascomycota, Eurotiomycetes, Eurotiales, Thermoascaceae. Bases 1 to 768 code for a protein of 255 amino acids. The transcript has a single exon.